Thlaspi arvense is the source of this 846-nucleotide messenger RNA. The record is from the annotation of a GenBank genome assembly. NCBI's taxonomy places the organism in Eukaryota, Viridiplantae, Streptophyta, Magnoliopsida, Brassicales, Brassicaceae.
AUGUCCCAUGUGUUGUUGGAUCCUAAAAUGGCUACUCCUUUAUACGACCCUCUUCGUCUCAUUAACUGGCUUAUCGCUAUUAUUUUUGUUAAUAAUAAUUGCGAAAUUGGUGUAUUUUCCAAACUCACAAAUGCUUAUUGCCUCGUUUCUUCCACAACUUCCUCUACAAACUUCUUCACUGGCUUUGAGUCGAAGUUAAAAGGUGUUAUCCCCAUUGUUAUGACCUCGAUAGGAGAAUCCGGAACUAUCGGUAGUCUAUAUGUUGGAAACAAAAACGGACUUCUUCUUUCUCACACCAUUACAGACCAAGAGCUUCAACAUGUAAGAGAUAGCUUGCCUGACCAAGUUGUAGUCCAGCGAAUUGAGGAACCUCUAUGUGCACUCGGAAACGCUAUAGCUUGCAACGAUUACGUGGCUCUUGUGCAUCCAAAGCUCGAGAAAGAAACCGAAGAGAUCAUAAGCGAUUUUACCGACAAAACCAUUGCGAAUAACGAACUUGUUGGAAGUUACUGUGCCUUAUCCAACAUAGGUGGAAUGGUUCAUCCCGACACCAAAGUGGAGGAAAUGAAGGAACUGGCGAAUCUUCUUCAGGUGCCUUUGGUUGCAGGAACAGUGAACCGUGGCAGCCAAGUGAUAUCUGCGGACACAACUGCUAUAGAGCUAUCUGUUGUUAACAGCAUCUUCAAGCUAGCCGAAGCUCAGCCCAAUUUUGUCGUUGGUGAAAUGAGGAAGCCUUUGAUCGAUACCUAUUCUGUCCUAAGAUUCGAUAUGUCCAAUGAUGUUGAUGGCAAGUUUCUUGAUGAAGGAUCUGACAAAACUUCAGAUUCAAGCCACAUAGGGUACUAA